GGCGCAGGCGGCCAGGUUUUCGUGGCAGGCUAUGGGAUGGAUGAAGCUGAGCAGGACCAGUAUGAAGCGCGCCUCAAGGAGCUCUUUGACAGCUUUGACACCACAGGCACGGGGUCCCUGGGGCAGGAGGAGCUCACUGACCUCUGCCACAUGCUGCACUUGGAGGAGAUGGCCCCAGCACUCCAGCAAACCCUGCUCCAAGGCAACCUAGGCAGGGUCCAUUUUGACCAAUUUAAAGAAGCACUUAUCCUCAUCCUAUCCAGAACCCUCUCAAAUGAAGAGCACUUCCAAGAAACAGAUUCUUCCCCAGAAGCACAGCCCAAGUACAUCAAAGGUGGCAAACGCUACGGCCGGCGCUCCCUGCCCGAGUUCCAGGAGGAGGUGGAGGACUUUGCUGAGGUGACAGUCAUUGAGCCACUGAGUGAGGAGCCACAUCCCCCCCACAUUGCCUCCAGCAGCUGUGAAGAGCACUGGAAGACACAAGACAGUGAGGAGUAUGAGGCUGAGGGGCAGCUGCGCUUCUGGAACCCAGAUGACCUGAACUCCCCUGGAGCAUCCCUGCUCACCCCAGACUGGAUAGAAGAGAAACUACAGGAGGUCUGUGAGCACCUGGGAAUCACCAGGGAUGGUCACCUCAACCGUAAGAAGCUCAUCUCCAUUUGUGAGCAGUAUGGGCUCCGAAACGUGGCUGGGGAGGUAAUUGAAGAGGUGCUCCGUAACCUGGAGCAGGAUGGCACCAUGAGUGUAGAGGACUUCUUCUAUGGCUUGCUUAAAAAUGGGAAGUUGCUGACACCCUCAGCAUCUACUCCAUACAGGCAGCUGAAACGACACCUCUCCAUGCAGUCCUUCGAUGAGAGCGGGAGGCGCACGACCACCCCUUCGGCCAUGCCCAGCACCGUCGGCUUCUGCCUCUUCUCCAGCCUGGAUGAUGGGAUGGGCUAUGGCUGUGUGGAGGAUGUCCUUGACUGCUGGCACCAGGAGGGCAUAGAGAACAGCCAGGAGAUCCUCAAGGCUUUGGAUUUCAGCUUGGAUGGGAAGGUGAACUUAACAGAGCUGACGCUGGCGCUAGAAAACGAGCUUUUAAUAACCAAGAAUGGAGUCCACCAGGCAGCUCUGGCAAGCUUCAAAACAGAGAUCAGACACUUACUGGAGAGGGUUGACCAGGUGGCCAGAGAGAAAGAGAAGCUGCGCUCAGACUUGGAAAAAGCUGAGAAGCUGAAAUCCCUGAUGGCCUCUGAAGUGGAUGACCACCACGCUGCCAUCGAGCGCCGGAAUGAGUACAACCUCAGGAAGCUGGAUGAGGAGUACAAGGAAAGAAUUGGAGUUUUAAAGAAUGAGCUGAGGAGAGAGCGGGAGCAAAUCCUGCAGCAGGCCAAUAAGCAAAGGCUGGAGCUGGAGCAGGAGAUAGAAAAGCUGAAAACUGAUGAGAAUUACAUCCGGGACCGCCUGGCCCUUUCCUUGAAGGAGAACAGCCGUCUGGAAAGCGAGCUACUGGAAACGGGAGAAAAACUGUCAGAGUAUGAAAGCCUGGCAAGCAAACUGCAGAGGAACUUGGAAAACGUCCUGGCUGAGAAGUUUGGUGACCUGGAUCCGAGCAGUGCAGAGUUUUUCCUGCAGGAGGAGAGACUGGCACAGAUGAGGAGCGAGUACGAGCAGCAGUGCAGAGAGCUGCAAGACCAGAUAGAUGAGCUGCACUCAGAGCUGCAGGAGUACCGUGCCCAAGGCAAAGUGCUGAGGCCUUCACUGAGAAAUUCCCUGUCAGAAGAGUUUGACAUUGAUAUGAAAAGUCAUGGCAAUGGUGGCAUUGAGCCUGACCAAGGUCUUGGUUCAGAAGACUGCAACCCAUUAAAUAUGAGCAUAGAGGCAGAAAUGGCUAUAGAACAAAUGAAGGAACAACAUCAUAGGGAUCUCCAUCACCUCAAACAGGAGCUGGAAGACACAGUGAACCGAUAUGAAAAGCAGCUGGAUGAGGCCAAAAGUCACUGUGAGAAAGAGCAAGAGGAUAUGAGGAAGAAGUACACUGAAGAGAUGCAUGUCAUGGAAAAGCAAAUAACUAGCCUUAAAAAUCAAAUUGCUGAACUGCAAGGAGAGGCAGCAGCUCUCAGAGAAGAGCAAGAAAAGCUUGACUGUAAAUAUAACGAGGAGAAAACCAAAUUACAAAUGCAUUUCGAUGAGGAGAAAGCCAAUCUGCAAGAACUAUUGAGGCAGGAGCAUGAAGAAGAUGUUAGAGCCAGACUGGAGCAGGUAAAGGAAAAGUUUAGUCAAGAACGGGAAGAACUGAUUCAAAGCAGUGUCUGGGUGGAAGAAAAGAUGAGAGUUUUAGUGCAGACACUGCAGGAAGAGAAGGGAGAGCUGGAACGUGGCUUUCAGGAGCAGCUGAAGAGGAUGGCAGAGGUGCAUGUCUUGGAGAAGGAGGAGCUCCAACAAGAGCUGCUGAGGAAGCACGAGCAGGACCUGGAGGAGGAAAGGAAAAAAAUGGCAAGUGACUAUAACAGAAGAGCAUCUAAUGCAGAAACUCAGUUUUCUGUCGACACACAAACACUUGUGAAUAAAUAUGAAGAAAUGAUCCACAACCUAGAAGGAUGUCACCAGCGAGAGUUGCAUCAACUUGCUGAGAAGCAGAGAGAGGAGAAAUCUCAGUGGGAUUUUGAAAAACAUGAAAUUGCUCAGGAGGUUGCUGAAGCCCAAGAGCGACUGAAGGAAAGUCUGGCAACUGAAAAGGCCGUGUCCUCUGCCCUGACCCAGGAGAAAGAUCUCCUGGAGAAAAACUUCAAGGAAGAAGUGAACAAGCUUGUGUGUGAGAGAGAGCAGCUUCAGAAGGAGCUGCAAGACUUAAGGAAUGCUGCUGAGAAGCAAGAGAGAAAGCUGAGUGAUCAAAUAAUGCAGCUCCAAAAUGACCACGAGAAAGAGCUCAGGGACAAAGCCGAGCGGAUCGCUGAGGUGGAGGAAACUGGGAAGCUGGUUAGGCAAAAGCUGGAGAGGCUUGACAGUGAGUAUAAGCAAGAGAAAGAAGACCUCAAUUCUAAGCUUCUUGCUUUGGAGAGUUUAAACAAAGACAUUUGUGUAAGAGCAGAGGAAGAAAAGGCCGAGAUGAGUUUGGAAAUCUCAAACCUCCAAGGGAAAAUACGGAAGCUGCAGUGGGAGUCCCGUAGUUUUUCUGCGCUCCAAAAUCAUUAUAGAGUCCUGGAAAAUGAGUAUGCCAAAGCAAAGAGCAAAAUGGCUUCUUUCUUUGGCAGGGCACCUCUGGGAGAUGAUGCAGAUGUCUUCUUAAGUCUGCAGAAAGUGCAUGAGCAAGCUGUGAAGGAAAAUGUCAGAAUGGCUGCUGAGAUAGUCAGGCUGCAGCACAGGUUGCAAGCUGCCCAGCAGGAGCCCGUGCAACCUCCCAGUCCUGGCUGCUCCAACUCCAUCUCAGAACCAUCUCAGCUGCCUGAGGAAGUGGAUCCAAGUUUUGAAGAGCUGCACAGCGACUGUGAAGAUGUGGAAAAGGGAACAGAACCAAAUGUCCUUCUGUUUGUAGAGGCUGAUACUACAGACCUGGAUGAAAUGGCCGAGGUUGAUUCGGAUGUGGAGGAAGCAAGUGGCAGAUCUGGUGGUCCUGCACUCAAGGCACAGGUAUGUCAGCUGGAAGGCAGUAGAGCAGUUCUAGAAGCUGGUGGCAAUCAGGAUUGUGACAAGAAUCAAGAGCUGCUUUUUCAGGUGCCUCUGCUGCAAAACAAGGGAGAACUCAGGAGAACUCUUGAGAGAGCACCCAGUCCAGAACCACUACAGAAUGAUACUCAGCAGCAGGAGGUUCAUCUGCUAAAUCACAGAAUAACUCCCAAUAAUAAAGGGUUUGUUUCUGAUGUUUCAAAGCUGGAGGUUGAGCUUGAGGAGGCUGAAGAACUGAGUGAAGACUCUCUCCAGCUUGACCAUGCUCCUGGGGCAACAACCAGUGACCUGAGAAGUAUAAUAACUCAGCUUUGGAAAAAGGUUGAAGAGUUAGAAGAAAGAUCAAUGGCCCAGGCUGAGCUUCUGUCAGUACAAGAGGAAAUUCAAGUAGAAAAUGAGGACCUGAAAUAUGAAAUAAUGCAAUUAGUUGAAAAAAAUCAAGUGCUAGAAGACAACUUGAGUAAGCUGAGAAGCCUUCAUUACAAACUAGAAGGAAAUGAACUGGAAAGUGUUAAGCUUGGGGAGGAAAACACCCAGCUCCUCCAGAAAGUCAAAGAAUGGGAACAUGUACAAGAACAAGAGGCAGAAGGGAAUGUAGCUGCACACAGGGAAGAGUCAGGACUGCAGGGCUGGCUUGGAGAGCUGGAAGAACAUGCUGGCAAGUCCAUGGGUCAGCAAGACCAGCAUGCCCAAAGCAAGAGCACUAUGAAAGAAACAUCUGCAGAAAAGAGGGAGCUGCAAGAGCCCAAGAGAAAGCUGAAGGAGAAAGCUGCUGCUCUGGUUAAGCCCAAAGCCAUGCUUUUCCCUGGAGAGAGAGAGGAGAGGAGUACAGUGAUGCAGGGCUUGCAAAGCUCAUGCUCUGAGCUGCAGCACAAAGUUGACCUUCUGAGAUGUGAAGCUGAGAAGCUCAGAGAAGAAAAUACUGCUCUGAAAAAUGAAGUGACUUUAUUAAACGAGGAGGGUAGUGCUUCCAGCCUGAAGCUGAGGGAGCUAAGUGGAUCCAGAGAAGAAAUGAGGCAAAAGAUAGAGGCUGUGAGAAAGGAGAAGGUGGCUGUCCAGAAGAUGGUUGACAAUCUAAAAAAGCAGGUAGCAGAUCUGAAGACCAGAAAUCAGCAGCUGGACUCUGAAAAUACAGAACUUAGCCAGAGGAACUCCAAAAAUCAAGCAGAUGUGCAGGAUCUUAACCAACAGUUGGCAAGGGUGCUCAAGCAAAAGGAAAGGGAAGCAGGAAAGUGUACCCUGGAAGAGUGGGAAAAGGAGAGGCUGGUGCUGAAAGAGGAACUGGAGAACUCCAAAGUAAAGUCAUCAAAUAUGGUGUCUUCCUUGGAGAUGCAGCUGUCAGAAAUGAAGGUUCAAGCUCAUCUACUGCAGCAGGAGAACCACAUCCUCAAGCAGGAGCUUGAGAAGACAAAGGAGCUGCCCAGAUGUCCUGAUCUCUCUGACCUUCAAAACGAGGUGUCAAGCUUAAUUACUAAGAAUGAAAAGCUGCAGAAAGAAAAAGAAGCCCUGAGUGAGGAAUUAAACAGAUGUAUUGAUAAGGUAGCCAAAGUAAGCUGCUUAGAGAAUGCAGUUGCCAGCUUGAAGCAGGAACAGGAGUCCUGGGAACAGCAGAGUCAGACACUGAAAACACAGCUCACUGUUGCACAAGAAAAGGUUCAGAGCCUGGAUGAAACGCUGCAAAACUCCAACCUGCAAAUGGCUCGCCUCAAAUCAGACCUAAGGGGGACCCAAGAGGAGAAGGAAACCCUUAAACAAGAAGUGAUGUCUUUGCACAAGCAGCUGCAGAAUGCCAAUGAAAAGAAUCGGGUUCUGGAAGGGGCUGUGCCUCCCUCAGGGCUGCAGGACCAACAGAGGCAUCUCCACUGGGAUCAACUGGAGCAACUGGCCAAAGAGGAGCAGCAGCUGCUCAGGCAGGAGAAUGAGAGGCUGCAGAGAGAAGUCCAGAGCACUCAGACAGACCUGAUUCACUCCAGGGAGAAGAUCCGACAGCUGGAAUCCACUGUCCUUUCCCUGAAGCACCAAAAGCAUCAAAGCCAGUCAGGUGUCAUCAAAGCCAUGGAGCAAGAGAAAUUAAGCUUUAAGAGAGAGUGUGAACAGCUUCAAAAGGAGUUGUCAUCUGCAAACAGGAAGAUCAGUCAGAUGAAUUCUCUUGAACGUGAACUGGAAACCAGCUCAGAAAAUGAAGGGCUGAGAAAGAAGCAGGUGAAACUGGAUGAUCAGUUAAUGGAGAUGCUCCACUCCAGCAGCAGUGUGAUGCUUAGGCAGUCCCCACACCCCCGGGAGCUCCAGCAGCAAGGUUGUGCUGUGGUGCCCAAGGAACAGUUCCUGCAGCUCCAACACCAGCUCCUACAAGCAGAGAGGAGGAGUCAACGUCUUCAGGAAGAACUGGAAAGCUCUGAAACAAACAUGCAACAGGGGGGUCAUGAGCAGCUUCUAAAAAUGAUGGAAGAACGGAUGGUGGAUGUGGAGCAGAAACUGAGACUUGUGAAGAGGCUUCUCCAAGAUAAAGUAAAUCAGCUGAAAGAACAACUCUCCAAGAACACCAAGGCAGAUGCAAUGGUCAAGGAUCUCUAUGUUGAGAAUGCACAGCUGCUGAAAGCUUUGGAGAUGACAGAGCAGAGGCAGAAAACUGCUGAAAGGAAAAAUUAUCUGCUAGAAGAAAAAAUUGCCAACCUCAACAGAAUAGUGAAGAACCUGGCAUCCCCAGUGUUUAAUUCUGCAUCUGAGAUAAGGUCAUAGCAAAGCCAUUGACUCUGCCACAGUCCCAUGCACUUUACUGAAAUGUUACUAUUUCAGCUUUUCACUGUGUUGCCUUUUUGUAGGGAUGAAUUUUAGUGAACAGAAGGCUCCAAGGAGAGGACAGAGCUGAAUCCCAA
This is a messenger RNA of Calypte anna (Anna's hummingbird), 6524 nucleotides long. RefSeq names its product ninein (gene NIN). Gene Ontology annotation, molecular function: calcium ion binding. Lineage: Eukaryota; Metazoa; Chordata; Aves; Apodiformes; Trochilidae. The transcript is spliced from 30 exons. Gene Ontology annotation, biological process: centrosome localization; microtubule anchoring at centrosome; centrosome-templated microtubule nucleation. The record is from RefSeq and is a predicted model, not a curated record. The coding region runs from base 37 to 6387 and encodes 2116 amino acids. Gene Ontology annotation, cellular component: mitotic spindle pole; pericentriolar material; centrosome.